Cutaneotrichosporon cavernicola is the source of this 1716-nucleotide messenger RNA. RefSeq lists its product as uncharacterized. The record is from RefSeq and is a predicted model, not a curated record. Gene Ontology annotation, molecular function: GTPase activator activity. NCBI's taxonomy places the organism in Eukaryota, Fungi, Basidiomycota, Tremellomycetes, Trichosporonales, Trichosporonaceae. Bases 1 to 1716 code for a protein of 571 amino acids. The transcript has 5 exons. Gene Ontology annotation, biological process: activation of GTPase activity. Gene Ontology annotation, cellular component: Golgi apparatus.
AUGAACCAACCCAACGCACCUCCGGCAAGGCCCCACUCGGCCCACGCAUACAUGGCCGUCCCUGCCAUCUUCCGCACUGCAUCUGGCCGCUCUGCUCCUUCAAGACCAGCGCUACGCAACUCGGCCCGUGCAAGUCUCUCCUCCAGCAGCAUCCGCCAGACAGAGUGGGAGGACGCCUGGGACUCGUCUUCCGACCGCGAGGACGAUGAGGAACCCGCCACCUCGGCACGAGCGGCGCCCAUACCGAUCCGCGCGUCGCGCGUGUCGCCAACAGCUUCAGGCCUGUCUCACUCGGGCGGCAACUCCAGCUCAAUCUCGACGUCAUGGGUCAGCGCAAGCUACCACCCCACCCCAGUUAAAGCGACUCCGCCAGUUGGGGGCCAACCGGCCCAUCGCGCAGUCGUGGAAACGGAGAACGGUGCAGCAGCGCCCGAAUCCAAGCUCGGCGCAUGGGAGAUGGUCGAGCCCGACGAGGCCGAGGAGGAAGGGAGACGAGCUGCCGGGAGGGAAGCUCUGCGCGCCGAUUGCGAAGAUGUGUUGCGUGACCCUAUGCAGCUCCUCGCGGGCCUGACACUCUCAUCAGCUCCGGGAUCACCACGAGCGUCGCCGAGCCUCGGAAGCAGAGCGCCAUCAGGGCACGCAUCCCCUCGUCCAGGGAGUGGUAUCAGCAUCUCGCGCCAACGCUCGGUGCGCACCGAGCGGCGGCGAGACAAGUUCGCAAAGAUACUGAGCUGUGACACUGUCAGCUCGGUAGACAUCGCCGCGCUUAAACGCCUUGCGUGGAACGGCGUGCCAGAGGAAGUACGCCCGAUCGUGUGGCAGCUGCUACUCAACUAUCUUCCCCUGCCGCUCGCACCACGCCUCGUAACACUGACGCGAAAACGGAAGGAGUACGCGGCCCUUGUCGAGCAGUACUUUGGGCGAGGGCCAGCCUUUCUCGACCAGCAGAUCUGGCAUCAGAUCGAGAUAGACGUGCCACGUACACGGCCCGGUGCGCCUCUCUGGUCCUGCUCCGCGACGCAGCGCGCCCUCGAGCGCAUCCUAUACGUGUGGGCAAUCCGGCAUCCGGCCAGCGGGUACGUGCAGGGCAUCAACGACCUCGCGACGCCGUUCUUCGAGGUCUUCCUUAGCGCAUACGUCUCGGUCGACCCGGAGCGCUUCGACGUCUCGCACCUCCCGCAGGAUGUGCUCGCGGCCGUCGAGGCGGAUAGCUUCUGGUGUCUCACGAAGCUGCUCGACGGGAUUCAGGACCACUACAUCUCGCAGCAGCCAGGCAUCCAGCGUCUCGUGAAGCGCAUGGGUGAGCUCGUGAAGCGUAUCGACUCACCACUCGCCACACACUUCGAGGACCAGGGAGUCGAGUACAUGCAGUUUGCGUUCCGGUGGAUGAACUGCCUCCUCAUGCGCGAGAUCAGUGUCAAGUGCACGAUCCGGAUGUGGGACAGUUACUUGUCCGAGGGCGCCGACGCCUUCUCCCAGUUCCACCUGUACGUGUGCUGCGCGCUCCUCGUCAAGUUCAGCGACAAGUUGCGCGACAUGGACUUCCAGGAGAUGAUCAUCUUCCUGCAGCGCCUCCCGACGAACGAUUGGAGCGACAACGAGAUCGAGCUGCUCCUCUCCGAGGCGUUCGUGCUCAAGAGCGUGUGGCAAGGUGCCGACAACCACUUUGCAAACCUUCCCAUGCGCGAGGGGCUACCGAGCAUGAUGGGACGGUAG